GCCAGUUGGCAGCACCGCUCGCCCAGUAUUACGAAGUUUCACUUUUUAUAUUUGUUUUGUCACAUUUUGAAGCUAGUCAAUCCCCAAAAAUGUUGGCAUCGCGCUUGAAUCUCCUAACUGCACGCUUUCAGCUGCUGCGCAGGUGCUGCACCACUCCAGGUCGCCAACAGAAGGAGGCGCCCGUUGAAGUGCACGAUCCUUUGCAGGCAAGCGCCUUAAAGGAGCAAUGUAUUGUUGUGGACGAAAAUGACAGAGCCAUAGGCGCAGCAUCCAAGGCAGACUGCCAUAGGGUGCAUCCACAGACGAGGGACGUCAAGCUGCAUCGCGCGUUUAGCGUAUUUCUCUUCAAUGCCAAAGGCGAAAUGCUGGUACAAAGACGUUCUGUUCACAAGAUCACCUUUCCCAAUACAUAUACCAACGCGUGCUGCAGCCACCCGCUUUAUGAGAUAGAACAGGAGCGACAGGAGUCGAACGCCCUAGGAAUCCGACUGGCUGCCCAGCGGCGCCUGAACUACGAGCUAGGCAUACCAACAGAUGAAAUCCGGCCGGAGGACUUUCACUAUCUCACGCGCAUCCACUACGCCGAUCCGGGAAAUAAUGUUUGGGGCGAGCAUGAAAUCGACUACAUUCUAUUCCUGCAAAAGGAUGUAACGCUGUGUCCCAACAGCAACGAGGUCAGCGAAGUGCGCUUCUUGAGACGCGACGAGAUUGACGAUGCCGUCUCGAAUUUCAGCGCCCCAUUGACCCCCUGGUUUUCCCUAAUAUUGCGUCACCGCCUCAAACAAUGGUGGGACAAUUUGAAUGGGUUGAAACAGUUCGAGGAUUUGAAAAACAUACAACGCUUUUAAAUAUGCACACACACACACGUCGACCCAACGAUGCGCUGUGUGCUGUGCUGACGAACCAAAUAUACUAUUAUGACCAAUGAUCGUUUGUUUGAUUUUCAA
Molecule: messenger RNA, 947 nt
Organism: Drosophila obscura
Lineage: Eukaryota; Metazoa; Arthropoda; Insecta; Diptera; Drosophilidae
Gene: Idi
Product: isopentenyl-diphosphate Delta-isomerase 1
Exons: 2
Coding region: 90-848 (252 amino acids)
Biological process (GO): isoprenoid biosynthetic process; isopentenyl diphosphate biosynthetic process
Cellular component (GO): cytoplasm
Molecular function (GO): isopentenyl-diphosphate delta-isomerase activity
Source: RefSeq, a predicted model, not a curated record